Molecule: messenger RNA, 2741 nt
Organism: Sturnus vulgaris (Common starling)
Lineage: Eukaryota; Metazoa; Chordata; Aves; Passeriformes; Sturnidae
Gene: PANK4
Product: pantothenate kinase 4 (inactive)
Biological process (GO): coenzyme A biosynthetic process
Cellular component (GO): cytosol; nucleus
Molecular function (GO): ATP binding; pantothenate kinase activity
Source: RefSeq, a predicted model, not a curated record
CGGAGCCCGCGCGCUCUCCCCGCCCAAUCCCCGCGCCUCCGCCUCGUUCCCAUGCAGAUUUUAUGCGCAUACAUUUGCAUGUCGAUGAGGCCGGGGUGAGGGAGGGAGCGGGUCGCGUUCAAAAUGGCGGAGCGGGGCGGGCGCGGCAGCGGUCACGGCAGCCUGGACAAGAGCAUCACCCUUCCGCCUGACGAGAUCUUCCGCAACCUAGAGAACGCCAAGCGCUUCGCCAUAGACAUCGGCGGUUCAUUAACCAAGUUGGCUUAUUACUCAACUGUACAGCACAAAGUGGCAAGAGUGAGAUCCUUUGAUCAUUCUGGAAAGGACAUAGACAAUGAACCUUUGUAUGAAAUAUCUGUUCAGGAGGAGAUUACAGCUCGACUUCACUUCAUUAAAUUUGAAAACACUUACAUUGAAACCUGCCUAGAUUUCAUCAAAGACCAUCUUGUCAAUACAGAGACAAAAGUCAUCAAAGCCACUGGUGGUGGUGCCUAUAAAUUCAAAGACCUUAUUGAGAAGAAACUAGGGUUGAAGGUUGAUAAGGAAGAUGUAAUGACCUGCCUAAUUAAGGGGUGCAACUUUGUGCUGAGGAACAUCCCCCACGAGGUGUUUGCUUACCAGAAGGAUUCAGACACAGAAUUCCGGUUCCAGACAAACCACCCCAACAUUUUCCCUUAUUUGCUGGUGAACAUUGGCUCAGGGGUCUCCAUAGUGAAGGUAGAAACAGAAGACAAAUUUGAGUGGAUUGGGGGAAGUUCAAUUGGAGGUGGAACCUUCUGGGGUCUUGGAGCUCUGCUCACCAAAACAAAGAAAUUUGAUGAAUUGCUGCAGCUGGCCUCGAAGGGCCAGCACACCAACGUGGACAUGCUGGUGAAGGACGUGUAUGGAGGUGCCUACCAGACCCUGGGGCUCAGUGGGAAUCUCAUUGCCAGCAGCUUUGGGAAGUCCACCACAGCAGACAAAGAGUUUUCCAAAGAAGAUAUGGCCAAAAGUUUGCUCCACAUGAUCAGCAAUGACAUUGGCCAGCUGGCCUGCCUCUAUGCCAAACUGCACAACCUGGAUAAAAUCUAUUUUGGAGGGUUUUUUAUCCGGGGCCACCCUGUCACCAUGCGCACAAUAACCUACAGCAUCAACUUCUUCUCCAAGGGAGAGGUUCAGGCAUUGUUCCUGAGACAUGAAGGCUACCUGGGAGCCAUUGGGGCAUUUUUAAAAGGAGCUGAACAAGACAAUCCAAACCAGUACAGCUGGGGAGAGAACUAUGCUGGGAGUUCUGGGCUUAUGAGCACAUCCCCUGAUGUUUACCCCAUGCAGAGAACACGGAGUGGUACAUUUGACAUGCUGGAAAUGGACAGAUUGGAAAGACCACUUGUUAACCUGCCACUGCUGAAAGACCCCUCCGCCUAUAUCCCAGACACUGUUGACCUCACAGAUGAUGCCAUGGCUAGAAAAUACUGGCUCACCUGCUUUGAGGAGGCACUGGAUGGGGUGGCAAAGCGAGCUGCAGCCAGUCAGCCAGACUCUGUGGAUGCACAGGAGAGAGCUGAGAAAUUCCGCCAGAAAUACUGGAAUAAACUGCAGACACUCAGGCAGCAGCCCUUUGCAUAUGGUACCUUAACAGUCAGAAGUCUCUUGGAUACAAGGGAACACUGUUUGAACGAGUUCAAUUUUCCAGAUCCUUAUUCCAAGGUAAAGCAGAAAGAAAAUGGAAUAGCCUUAAAGUGUUUCCAGAGUGUGAUCGAGUCCCUGGAUUCCCUGGGCUGGGAGGAGAGGCAGUUUGCACUGGUGAAAGGACUUCUGGCAGGGAAUGUCUUUGACUGGGGAGCAAAGGCAGUCUCAGAUGUUCUGGAGUCUGAGCCACAGUUUGGGUUUGAAGAAGCCAAGUCAAAGCUCCAAGAACGUCCCUGGUUGGAAGAUUCCUACAGCCAGUGGCUGGAGCGACUGAAGGAGGGUCCCCCUCAUAAAUGUGCCUUAAUUUUCGCAGAUAACAGUGGGAUAGACAUAAUUUUAGGAGUCUUUCCUUUUGUCCGAGAGCUCCUUUCUAGAGGGACAGAGGUGAUUUUGGCCUGUAACUCUGGCCCUGCCCUCAACGACGUCACCUACAGCGAGUCCCUGAUCGUGACCGAGCGCAUCGCGGCCAUGGACCCCGUGAUCCAUUCUGCACUGAGGGAUGAGAAACUGCUGUUGGUUCAGACGGGCUCCAGUUCUCCGUGCCUGGAUCUGAGGUAUGUGGGCAAAGUGCCACUGUGUGGUUUGUCCCCCCCAGCUGCAGGAUGGUCAAAGGUUUGGCUGUGGAGCAUCCCAGCCACCCUUCCUGCUGGGAAUCACUUCUGCAUACCCAUUAGGAGGUGCUUAGUGUGGAUUUACAGACCUGUGACACUGCUCAGGCCUUACAGCUUUUGGCCCUUGGUGAGUUGUCUGUGUUCAGGACACAGCUGGAUCAGGAGCAGGUCAGGUUAUGGCUGAUGUCAGAUCCUGCAGGUGGCCAAAACCCCCUGGGACAGAAGCAUAUUUUCACCUUGUUUAACCUAUUUCCUUCUGAUCAGCUCCUCUGCUGGAGACAGAACCUGUGUCAAAAUCCCAAGCUGGGUGCAUUUAAACAACAUUUCAGUUGAUCCCCUUGGCUUUCAGGUGCCACUGUUUGUGGGCACCAGUAGCUCCAGAGUCCCAGCGGGCAGCUCGGGGCAGCCCUGGGGUGUGACUGCAGCUGUGGCUGUUCUGUGGUUGCAGUGUGGCUGUGGGUG